This is a messenger RNA of Salmo salar (Atlantic salmon), 1364 nucleotides long. It is a transcript of the gene ccdc28a, whose product is annotated as coiled-coil domain containing 28A. Lineage: Eukaryota; Metazoa; Chordata; Actinopteri; Salmoniformes; Salmonidae. The record is from RefSeq and is a predicted model, not a curated record.
UGCAGAUAUCGCCCUCUAUCGGCUCAGCCAUAAUAAUAACGACGAUGACCGCAGUCAAGCUAACAACAACACAACAUAUCAAACAGGUUUAAAUUAUGUUCACAUCGAAUGAACAAGCUACGAAUAACUUCAACAACGGAGAAAAUUGAGAUACUUUCUGCAGGAGUGUGCAGUGACUAACUAGUGAACUACAUAUUAUGAUGCCAUGGAGGAUAGGAAGCUGAAGAGAAAGAUUUCCAGGCCCUCCACCAACCAGGCCCCUGCCCCACCAACCAGCACCCGGAAGAACACAGCCUCUGGACGUCAUCUGGGCUUCAGCCACAUGGGUACACACUCCAGCCAGAAGGGGAAGAGCCGCAGGGGUGUGAAGGCCAGACAGCAGCAGGCUUCAGGCAGUAAGGCAGGCCAGGGCCAGGCAGACCCCAUCCAACACUCCUUCCUGACAGACGUCUCAGAUGUGCAGGAGAUGGAGAAAGGACUGCUGAGCCUUCUCAAUGACUUCCACAAUGGAAAACUGCAGGCCUUUGGUAAUGAGUGUUCUAUAGAUCAGAUGGAACAUGUGAGAGAGAUGCAGGAGAAGUUGGCUCGGCUGCACUUUGACCUUUAUGGGGAGGUGGACGAGAUGCCUGAGGACCAACGGAAGACUGCCUGCGACUCCAACAUGGACAAACUACUGCUCAACCUAGAGGAACUGAGUUCAUCAAUUCAGAAGCUGAAUCUGGCAGACAGCCAGGAGAUACCCAGGACAGCCAGCAUCUAAGUCGGUUUGCUGUCAACGGUCUCAUCUCCUUGUCUCCUAACCUCCUCUCCUUAUUUGAUUUCCUUAUCCCCUAAAUUCAUUUCCUUAUAUGCCUCUUCUCCACCCUCUCCUCUUCUCCUCUACUGUCCCCCUCUCUUCUCUUCCCUCUCCUCGGGGCUAGGGGUUUUAUGGGAUUGGGCCUAAUCACCAUCCUCAACUUAUCUGUCAAACACACUGCAAACACAGUUGCACAUAUUUGCGAGUUUAUUUAAAGUCGGAAACUUACUGCACAUAUCCACAUGAGUGUUUGGCCAAAUGUUGCUGCCUUUUGUUGCUGCCUUUUUUUUCUCGCCUUUUUAUUGUUGCCUUGGUUUGAACCAGUGUUACAUUGAGAUAAAUAUAAAAUAUAUAUUUGACAUUCUCCUACACAUCUUUGUCUUAUAUGCAGUUGGAAUGCAAUAAUCAUAUUUGAAGCUGCUUGAUUGUCGACCUUUUAUUUCGAGUAAUCCUGUACAUUACAGAUUGAGGUUUUAUUGUUAAUUAAUGUGAUUGGGGUGGAUUGUUAUCAUUUUAUUUUUCUCGGUUCUGGGAAAAAGUCAAUAAAGAGAAUUCUAAUGACUUGAAA